Molecule: messenger RNA, 849 nt
Organism: Argiope bruennichi
Lineage: Eukaryota; Metazoa; Arthropoda; Arachnida; Araneae; Araneidae
Product: general transcriptional corepressor trfA-like
Exons: 2
Coding region: 68-817 (249 amino acids)
Source: RefSeq, a predicted model, not a curated record
AGCUACAACAACUUACUUCGAUAAUAUUUCACACGUGGAUCAUAACUGGAGAGGACCUGGAGAUAGAAUGCCGUUAACUUGGAUCUUGAGAGAUAUUAAUGUGUGUAGGAUGCUUAAUCUCAUAUGCCUCAUCUUGGCAUUAGCCGUACCAUUUUCAAGCUCCAUGGAAGAUGAUGCCCCUCGGCCAGUGAUUAUCUCUUUACCCAUUAACGUUGCUAUGCCGUCUCAACGUUCACCUUCUUAUGAACCAGAAGAAAGUGCCGAGGAACAACCAAGAGAACAGAGAAUUGUACCGAGAACAUACAACCCUUUCACAGACAAUGAUUACCCGCAAGAAGAAAAUCAGGAUUCUAACAACAACAACAACAAUUAUCAAGCAUCCAACAACUUUCUACCUUGGAAUCCCGGCAACAGGUUCAUGGUACUACAAAUCAGUGACUUCGUCAACAGCAGAAAUCAACAACCAACCGAUUCUGAGGAGCAGGAAAGAGUGGAGGACACAAGGGUGCGGAAACAACGAAAACCCUCUCAAGGGACAUUCGAUUUCGAAGAUUACAGGGUAACAGAACCAAGUAGGAGUAGAUCGAGCAAGGUCAAAAAGCAGAGAUCUUCCUCUAGUUCCCAAGAAAGGAAGAUGAAAACUAAAUACGAAGAACCUGAAGAAGAUGAAGAAGACGGCGAAGUAUACGGUACUGAUCCAGUGGUGCAUUAUUUAAAAGAGAAAAAAAGGAAAAGCAAGAAAAAGAAUUUUGAUUUUAGUAAUAUGAGGCAGGAUGAUGAUGAUGAAUUUACUAUGAGGGACUGGUGGAGUUAUUAAAUAUUUCAUAAUCAUUUCUUUGAACCAUUUGU